AGUGGACGGUGGUGGGGGCGGGGCAAGCGCGGAGGACUAGGGACGCGCUUCCCACCGCGCAGUUAGCGCCUCCUGGCCUGGGGCGGACCCGGUCAGAGUUCUCCAGUUGUUGUCCCUAUGGGGCUGUGUUUUCCUUGUCCCGGGGAGUCCGCACCUCCCACGCCGGACCUGGAAGAGAAAAGAGCAAAGCUUGCAGAGGCUGCAGAGAGAAGACAAAAAGAGGCUGCAUCUCGGGGAAUUUUGGAUGUUCAAUCUGUGCAAGAAAAGAGAAAGAAAAAGGAAAAAAUAGAAAAACAAAUUGCAACAUCUGGGCCCCCACCAGAAGGGGGACUUAGGUGGACAGUUUCAUAAAGCAUAACAUGAGUAGAAGAAUCUACUGCUAAUAACUGUUUAUUAUCUGCAAUCAAGUGGACUUCAUCAAUUUAAUUUCUUCUCUUUGAAUAAAUGAAGAUUCAGAUUUUGUAAUAUUAUUGCCCUUAAGUGCAAUGCUAAAAAAAACUUUGAUUUUCAAGCUUAGAAAAUGGCUAGACUUUUCAUUAAAUACUAAUUUUCCUACAUUUGCUCUUCUGCAGUUAGUGGGUGAUUUGCUAUUUUUCUUAGUAAUUAAAAAAUGGAACUAAAUAGUGAAUAUACAUACAUUGCAUGUAAAAAUUCUGCAUAUACCUCUAAGAUUAAAAUUUGCAGUUGUCUUUUCAUCCUUUGUAAUAUGAUCUAACUACUUAUAUUUGUGCUGCGUCACCUUACAUCUGUUUUUAUUUCACUAUAUAUGAAGACGUUUGAUUAAACUUAUGGACUUAGUGCCUUUAAACUGAUCAUCAGGGAGAAUCUUGAAAAAAUCAUUUGAAGGGCUGAUGUGAAGGAGCACUGUAAAGUUUUAUAACUUACUAAGUAAUGAAUAUUCUUAGGCAGAUGUUAAAUUUUUUCUAAUUCAUUUUUAUUUAUGUAGCUUGUAAAAUUAACAUACCAUGUUUUACAUUAUGAUAAAGGGUUUUUUUUUGUUUGCUGAAUUUAAAAUUAUAUAUUAGUGAUACCAUCAGAGGGCAGUGAUGUUCUAGUGUAUAUUAAAUUCAGCUCUGUAAAGAUCUUUGUAGUAAUUGAAUGAGUUUAAUAAUCUGGAUGGGUUAUAAUGAGUAGUAAUAUAUUUGUCCAUAUUUCAUAAGUAGUGUUAAUCUUGUGUACUAGAGCUUCAUCAUAAGAUUUAUACAGAUGUGAAACUGCCAAGGCAAGUAUGAAUGUAUAAAAAAACAUGUAGUAGGUAGUGUACUUACAAAAGGUCUACUUCAGAUGUAAAAAUAUUAGGAGGUAAUUCUGUACAAUGCAUAGUCAUAAACCUUAACGUUGUUUAUUAGAAACAUGAAUUUUAUAGCAUUUUUUGUUUCUCCUAUAUAAUACACUGAAAUAAAACAAUUGGUGUUAGCUAUUAAGGCUGAUAGCUCUUUUAAAUGGCAAGGCCACAUGUUGAGCCCUAAAUUAGAAUUUGCAGAUAUUAAGUGCCAAUAGAAAUUUUAAGUUAAAUCAACCAAGUUCACUUGCUUUACGCAAAGGAAACUGAACCACUAUCUUCAUCUAUCCCUCCCACAAAACUUAUACUGCGGUGUUCUGUACAUGUUAAUUGUAAAAAGUUUGAACUAUUAUACAGGUCUCUUGACUUCUCAUGGAAAAAUUAUUUUUUCUAUUAUGGUGUGAAAUAUUCUGUGAAUAGGAAAACAUAAAAUUUGACUCAGUUUUCUUUAUUCUUUAGAGGAUUCAUGCUGUUUUUGUUCAUAAAGGAUAGUGAAAUCACGAAUGAAAAUUUUUGAUUUUAUUAAAAUGAUUUUUUCAAGGCAAAAAGGAAAAGGAAUGAUCAAUAGCUCAGUGCAUAUAGAGCUAGAGCAUAUCAUCCUUGAACUCUGCAAAUCCUUUCUCCUAUUUUAAUAUAGCAAGAACAAUUUUCUCUUUACUGCAUCUUAAAGAAUUAGUACUUGGGUUGGUGUAAAUGACUUCCUUCCAGGGAAUCAUGCCCUAUUUCUACCAGCAGUUCAUACCCAAAUGUCAUGUUUGUCUAUUGUGAACCAUGAAUGAUACUCAGAUAUAUUACUUUUUGGGAAAAAUGGAACAUGUUACUUCCAACCAUGGCCUGUCACCAUGAGUGUGAUCAGCUUUCUCCAAAACCACGUGGGUUGCAGUGGCUAAAGGGUGGUACCCAAAUGUUAGGAACAGUGUUAGGAAAGGGCAAGGAAAAAGAGGUGACUUGGUGUCUGAUGAGAAACCAGUAAAUGACUAAAAAAAAACAGUAAAUGACUAAAAACAUGACUAAAAAAUUAUAUAUAUAAUAUAUAAUUAUGUGUGUGUAUCUACACAAUAUCUGCAAAUUCUAAUUUAUAUGUGUGUGUGUAUACGCAUAGUCCAGACAUCUCCCUCAUAAAAUAACCAUCAGUUCCUAUGAAAACCUUAAGUGGAAGCCAAUUUCCCAUAGUAAAUAAUUUAGGAGAAAAUUAUAAUGCUUAAAAUGUUGCUCAAAACCCCUAACUUAUUACUAAACUAUAAUUGGAACAGUAAAAUGCAUAUCUGUAACUAUCAUAUCAUGAUUUAAAAAUUGCUUAAACCAUUGCUGCGUAAUACUAAUCAAACUUACGGCUGCUAACAAAAGUUGUGAAUUAUUACAUGUCCCCUUUGUAAUGUGCUGCAUGUUUUUUGAAACAUCUCUAUGUGUGUGUUUGUUCCACUGCUGGUAUUUGGAAUGUAAUUUUAACAGUUCCCACACAUGGUUUGGUUAUAAAUUCUGUAUUGCCUUUUAGGGAUAUAAAUAUACAUGUUUUUCUAUGUAAAAAUUAGCUUUAGCUGUCUAACAAAAUUUUGUCUUUACUACAUCCUUAAUACUUAGAACCUGAGUUGGUGGUUAGGGAAACCUCAGGAACAUUUUAAUCACAUUGGGAUUCAGAAUAGCAACAGAACCAAACGUUUUUUGGUGUGUUCAUACAAUCCCUGGAUUUAUAGGUGGAUUUUCUAGAAAGGAAAAAUGAUGUAAUUAGUAUCCUGUUUUUUUCCUGAAGAAAUAAUACUAUAAUAAAAAUUCUAUCCUCUGUACCCCAGGAAAAUGGACAUGAACCUUGAAUUUUCACUUUCUCCAAAUGUUUUUUUGUUUUCACUGAAAAGUAUUAUGCGAUGUCUUUAGAAGACAAAAGCAACUCUUGCCAGUUUUGAAUACUUUCUGCAUAAAUAGACCAGUAAGAGGUAAGUAGCCAUGACUGCCUAUAUGUGUUGAGACAUAAGGUAUAUUUCUUUAACAUACCCAAGCAAGCAUUUCAAAUUCUCUUAACUACUAUACAUGCUCUAAGCUAA
Molecule: messenger RNA, 3321 nt
Organism: Rhinopithecus roxellana (golden snub-nosed monkey)
Lineage: Eukaryota; Metazoa; Chordata; Mammalia; Primates; Cercopithecidae
Gene: SVIP
Product: small VCP interacting protein
Exons: 4
Coding region: 118-351 (77 amino acids)
Biological process (GO): positive regulation of autophagy; negative regulation of retrograde protein transport, ER to cytosol; negative regulation of VCP-NPL4-UFD1 AAA ATPase complex assembly
Cellular component (GO): endoplasmic reticulum membrane
Source: RefSeq, a predicted model, not a curated record